Halichondria panicea is the source of this 810-nucleotide messenger RNA. RefSeq names its product microtubule-associated protein 9-like. The record is from RefSeq and is a predicted model, not a curated record. The coding region runs from base 106 to 675 and encodes 189 amino acids. Lineage: Eukaryota; Metazoa; Porifera; Demospongiae; Suberitida; Halichondriidae. The transcript is spliced from 3 exons.
CGUACACAAUAAAAAAUUAAUGUGUUGAGCCAGUGAAUUUGCUUCUCAGGUGGCCGGCUUGUUUAGCUACAAUUAAUUAAUUAAUGGUGGAGAUGAAAGUGAGUGAUGAGCAGUAAUAGAAAGGAAUCAGAAGAAGAAGAGUUAAGGCGUCUGGAGAGAAACAGAGUUGCCUUUGAAGCUUGGGUGCAGAAGAAAAAAGAAGAGAAAAAGGGUAAAUUGGCAAUGGAGCAAGCAGCUCAAAGAGAGCAGGCAGCGAGUCGGAGGCAGCAAAGAGAUGUUGGAAGACUAGCAUUUCAACGCUGGCUCAAGACGAAACAAAAUGAAGACUCUAUGAAGAUGAAAGAAAAGGCUUAUCUGAACCAAGUGGAAAAGCUGAGACAACAGAGCAAAGCUGAGGAACAGAGGAGAGCAAAGGAUAAGGUUGAAAUGUGGAGGACGCAGAAAGACUUUGAGACUCGUCUUCAGAGAGAGAAUGAGAGACAGAUGACAAAAAUGCUAGCAUAUUCUCCAAGAGAGUCAACUCCCAGUCUGCCUGGCUAUGUGAGCGUGUGGUCAUGUGACAGCGAACUGGCUGAAUUUAUGGUGGAUAGAGUUGACAGAGGUUCACAUCUCCUCUCACACACUGGACCCAACACAGACUCUCAACCAUCAGACUCACCCAUCACAAUAGCUUGACUGUUUCUAAUUUUGUUGUGUUUUUGUAAUACCUAGGUUUGUACUAUAACAUUUUGAGAGAGAGAAAGCAUUGUGUGCUGCAGCACUGUGAAGGCUGGAGCUAGCUGAGCCCCACCCUCACAUUUAGAUAAAUAA